AUGUGUGCCACCAGUGCAAAGUUCGGAGGAGAGGCUUCCCGGUUACGGCUGCUCGGGCUCAUCGUCGCCCUUCUGGUCUUGUCCGCGGAGGCUGCGCCUGAUCACGAAACAUUGGGCGGUGGUUGCCCCAAUGGCCGACUGACGUUCGAGCUCGUCACCGGAUACGUGUACAGCGCUCCGUCGGACACGAUCGAGCUGAAACCCGGCACGCUGCAGCUGACCGACUGUCUGGACCACUGUCGCCGCAACGCGUCGUGCCAGUCGGUGAACUUCGAGACUGGCCUGUGCGUGCUCUUCACCUCGAGCGCCACCGAGCGACCGGCCUCGUUGGCCGUCUCGCAGUUUCCCGUGUUCACUCUCUACGCGCAGAAGAUAUGCCUGUUCGGAAAACGUCGCUGCAAUCGCGACUGGGCCUUCGAGCGCGUCACGGGCUACGCCUUGCGUGACUUGGCGAGAAAGCGUCUCCACGCCGUGGCUCGGGAGGAGUGCAUGGACCUGUGCCUGGACGAGACCGAGUUCCAGUGCCGCUCGGCCAACUUCGACCCGUCGUCCGGAGAGUGCGCCAUCAGCGACAUGGACCGUCACUCGGUGGUCGGGGAUCGGUACUUCGUGCCCGCGGCAGAGACCAGCGAGUACCUGGAAAGCAACUGCGUCGACGAGUCCGUGCGGCUGUGCGAGUUCCGCACGGUGAGCGGCAAGAUUCUGAAGACGGUGGACGCCGUGUUCCAGAACGUGACCACCCUGGAGGACUGCCGGCGGCUGUGCCUCAGCGUGCCCUACCGGUGCCACUCGUUCGACCUGGGCGACCCGGACAACAGCGUGUGCCGCAUCAGCCACCACGCGAGGGCGUCGCUGUCGCACAUCGAGAACCCCUACCUCGAGAUACCCGGCGCCGCCACCAACGAGCUCGCAGCAUGCUACAACGUGACAAUUCAGUGCAAGGCCCGCGAGAUGGUCGCCAUGGUGAAGACGAGCAAGAUCUUCAACGGCAAGGUGUACGCCAAGGCGAGACCCAACUCCUGCGUCACUGACGUCAUCAACAGCCUCGACUUCCAGAUACGCAUGGCCUACCACGAGCUCGACUGCGACGUCAAGCAGGAGAACCUAGGCCAGUUCUCGACCGACAUCGUGAUUCAGCACCACGACAUGAUCGUGACAAACCAGGACCUCGGGCUGUCCGUGCACUGUCAAUACGACCUCGCCAACCGGAGCGUCUCCAACGGGGUGCAACUCGAGGUCGACGGGCGGGAAGUGGAGACAUCGCAGAGCCAGCUGGCCACGGUGAGCUCUCCGAACGUGACGAUGCGCAUCACCGAUCGCCAAGGCGACGAUGUGUUCACCGCUCAAGUGGGAGACCCCCUGGCGCUUCGAUUCGAGAUCAUCGACAGCAACAGUCCAUACGAGAUCUUUGUGCGGGAGUUGGUCGCCAUGGACGGCGUGGACAGCAGCGAGAUAUUGUUGGUCGAUAGCCACGGAUGUCCUACUGACCGCACCAUCAUGGGACCCUUGCACAAGGUCAACGAGGACGGCAAGGUCCUUCACGCGCCCUUCGACGCCUUCAAGUUUCCAACGUCCGAGAUUGUCCAGUUCAAGGCGCUCGUGACACCCUGUCUGCCGACCUGCGAACCGGCCCGGUGUUCGGAGAAAGGUCAGGCCUACGGGCGCGAGGUGAACUCCUUCGGUCGCCGGCGUCGCCGCUGGACCGAGGAAGGCGCCGCGGACGUGGACGGCGACCGUCGUUCUCGUCGAUCGACGGUUGCCGGUGGCGACGACGACGAAGACGACGAGCUCGUCGUCGUCCAGACAAUCCACAUCACGGACAAGUUCGGCUUCGCCAGGUCGCAGCUCAAGGACGGCGAGAACGGCGUGGACGGCUCCUCGAAGCAGGACACCAUGAUGCUGUCCACGGACGGAUCGAGUUGCAUCAACGUGGUCGGCCUCAUCGUGGCCUGCUCCAUGUUCCUGAUGGCCCAGGUGGUCCUCCUGCUCGUCUGGGGAUGCGUGUGGCAGCGCAGGCGCCGCAACAAGCUCGACGAGUGCAACACGCCCAGCAUCGACAUCCUCUACUCGUCCUCCAGUAAGAUCUACUAGUACGCAUCAUCG
Molecule: messenger RNA, 2103 nt
Organism: Rhipicephalus microplus (southern cattle tick)
Lineage: Eukaryota; Metazoa; Arthropoda; Arachnida; Ixodida; Ixodidae
Biological process (GO): anatomical structure morphogenesis
Source: RefSeq, a predicted model, not a curated record